Molecule: messenger RNA, 4194 nt
Organism: Mauremys reevesii (Reeves's turtle)
Lineage: Eukaryota; Metazoa; Chordata; Testudines; Geoemydidae
Gene: ARHGAP20
Product: Rho GTPase activating protein 20
Exons: 17
Coding region: 164-3691 (1175 amino acids)
Biological process (GO): signal transduction; regulation of Rho protein signal transduction
Molecular function (GO): GTPase activator activity
Source: RefSeq, a predicted model, not a curated record
GGUGCCUUAAAGUCUGGCUUCGCCCCCAAAAGGUCCAAAAUCUCUUAAAAAUCUUUGCUUGAGACUCCCAUUCAAUCCCAUGACUCCAGGAGCUGGGGCUUUAAGAAAACCACCAAAUAUCAUGAGACACAUGAUUAAAAACUAGAAGUUGGCAAGACUGAAAAUGCCUAUAAAGACACAGUACUUAGUCUUUGGAAGUUAUUGGGUGAAAUCUCUGACCUGUGUUCUGCAGGAGAAGAUGAAGAGUCUGGCUCAAAGACGUCAGUCUGCACCAUCUCUGGUCCUCAGCAAAGCACUUAAUAAGUCCAGAACUAUCACCAGGGAAAGCUGCUUCUCCCCAAUCAGUCCAGAAGCAUGUCCCCUCGUGCAGUCCUUUAUCUGCCCCAGCAGAGCCUUUGUACUUGAUGGUCAUGUGCAGUUGAAGACGGGCCUUCAGACCCAGGAACGGCACCUUUUCCUCUUCACAGACAUCCUUAUUGUUGCCAAGUCCAAGUCACCAUCUCAUUUCAAACUAAAGAGCCAAGUGCGUCUCUGUGAGAUGUGGACGGCAUCCUGCAUGGAAGAGGUCUAUGAAGGCAGCACUAACCCGGAAAGGUCCUUUGUUAUAGGCUGGCCGACCACCAACUGUGUUGCUAAUUUUAGUUCCCCAGAGCAGAAGGAAAAGUGGCUCUCUUCCUUGCAAAGUCGAAUCAAAGAAGAGAAAGAAAAAGACUAUCCCAAGAGCAUUCCGCUGAAGAUCAUUGCGAAGGAUGUCGGAAAUUGUGCAUAUUCAAAAACGCUUACUGUAACCAAUGCUGAUACAGCGAAUGAUGUGAUUCUCACAGCCCUGCAGCAGCUGGGGAUUAACGGCUCUGAAAAAGACUAUCAGCUGUGGGUGAAUUCAGGAAAAGAAGAUGCUCCUUACCCACUUAUUGGACACGAAUAUCCCUUUGGAAUUAAAAUGAGCCACAUUCGAGAUGCUGUGCCCCAGACACAGGAAUCGAAAGACUGUGCCUACCCUCUCGACUUUCAUGGGUCCUUCUUAAUGGAACAGCUGCCCCGGGAGCUGCAGUGCCAGUUUAUACUGAAGCCAAGUCGUCUGGCUUUGUGCGAGCAACUGAAUGAACUAAGCCAAAAGCCAUUUAAAAGGAAAAGAUCGAUCAUAAACUGGGCCUUUUGGCGUGGUCCAGGCACUCAGCUGGACAAUAUACCACUGUCUCCAACAUCUCCUGUUCCAGGGAAACUCUUUGGUCUGUCGCUGCCAGCCAUCUGUGAGAAUGACAAUCUGCCCAAACCUGUCUUGGACAUGCUUUCCUUCCUUUACAAAGAGGGGCCUUUUACCAGGGGUAUUUUCAGACGCUCAGCAAAUGCGAAAUCCUGCCGAGAGCUCAAGGAGAAGCUGAACUUGGGAGCUGAAGUGCACCUAGCUUGUGAAUCCAUAUUUGUGACCGCCUCAGUGUUUAAGGAUUUUCUUCGGAACAUCCCAGGCAGCAUUUUUUCAUCCCAGCUCUGUGAUAAGUGGGUCUCUGUGAUGGAUCGAGGGAACCAUGAAGAGAAGAUAAAAGACAUCCAAAGGCUAAUAGAGCAACUCCCCAGAGCCAAUGUGGUUCUUUUACGUUACCUCUUUGGAGUACUGCACAGUAUAGAAAAGCAAUCUGAAGACAACCAGAUGACUGCAUUUAAUCUAGCUGUGUGCAUCGCACCCAGCAUGCUGUGGCCUCCUGCUCCCUCCAGCCCUGAAACAGAAAGCAAAUUCACCAAAAAGCCUGGGAGAAGCUACUGUCCUUGGAAGGCCGUGCUAUGGGUGGGAAGAACUGGUGCGGAAAUGACUGCAUGCCAGAGCCAGCAGGUUUCUAUUCUGGUACAGUUUCUAAUUGAAAAUUGCUGCAGGAUUUUUGGAGAGGAAAUUUCCACCCUCUUUGGGGACAUGCUGAUACGAUGUGACAACAGAGAGGAUGGCUCAGAUCUCUCUUCCUUUCAUCUGAAUGAUUCUUCCUAUGACAGUUUGGAAAAUGAGCUCAAUGAUGACGUUGACUCUUCAUUUAGUGACUUGAUCAAAAAACGAGGUCAAGAUAACAGGAGCCGGGACUCAGUUUUGACUCUGAGUGAUUGUGACUUGGACCAGCCUGAGGUGGAAGAAAUUACAAUUCAGCUGCCACCCAAAUCAAAACCAGUGCGAAUUUCUACUGGAUCACACCACGAAUCUGUAUUACGGGAUCACUCUGAGAACGAGUCACUUCGCUCCAGUACCUCUGGUUGCUCAUCAGUAAUGGUCCCGGAUGCUCUCAAAAGCUUGAGAAGACAGAGACGCUGCUCAGAGCCCACGAUUGGCCUUCUUGCUUCUAAGUUCAGCCACGUCAGUGAGGUUCAUGAGAACGCAGUACGUAAAGCCAGCUGUGACGCAGUGCUGUCGCACGUAGAUGAAGACUGUCUCAAGCAGCUUCGUUCAUUACAGGUGGAAGGGCAAAAGCUUAUUAAUCAGAGUUUGGUUAUGGGGAUUGAUGUGGGUCAGAGUGGCACCAUGGGCCAAAAUGGUGAAAAGAAAGACUUGUCCAAUUGCCUCCUGCCCCCACCCCUGCUGAGAUUAAAUAUUUGCUCAAGAACUAGCUGUUCUAGUUUAUCUUCUCCCGGAACGUCCCCAUCUGGGUCCUCAAUGAGUUCCUUGGACAGUGCUUUCUCUCAGUUUUCAGACUAUUCAGUAUUUACUCCAACUGAAACCUCCUCUCCUUUAGAUUGUGCUUUUCAGCCUCAAAAGAAACAUGGAGAGCUUUCUCCUGAAUUUAACCCUUUCUCUGGAGUACCCCUGGGUGCUAGCCUCAGUUCUUUUCCUAGCCAAGCCAGCAGCAUCAGCUCCAUUUGUGCUAGAAAAGAGAGUCAAAAAAGCCCUGUAACUCUUCAUCCCAGCACAUGGCUAAAGAACGGAGCCUCCACAAUGAAAAAUUGGACUCUCCGAAAAAAGGAGAGAGUGUCCAAGCAAGAGGAGAAAAAGAAGAGUGUUGUUAAAAUAACUUUGGAACCACAAGCAGAUUCUUCAGAUGCGUCAGAAGAUAACUUAUGUCAAGAACAACGGCAAGUUUUAAAAACACUUAUGUCAACAGGAGAAAUUAAUGCUGCAGAAACAGUGCAGGAGGGCAACUUUUCUUCUUCCUGGAGGGGUGGGCAGCUAUGCAGCUCUCCACUUUGUGCAGGGGAAGCCAAAGACAAGAGACUAAAGGCAUUGGGGCUGUUGGCUGAGCAAAGCAAGGAGGAGGAAGAGGAGGAGGCAAACUCUCUAUUUGUUCAGUCACAUAAAAGACAGCUGUCCAACACUUUCACUCAGUGCACAAAUCAAAGGGCUGAGCAUGCCCGUGAGCCAGAGGAUGUUGUCAAUGCUGGACAUGAACUUUUCGUCAAGGACAGCUUAAGUAAGACUGUGAUUUCCACAGAUUUAGGAGGCCAGCAAGUGACAAACUCCAAGAACGACAAAUCUUUGCCAAGCACUGAAUCAAAAAAUAUUGAUGAGUCCAAAAGUGGCUUCUCUCGGUCUCCAAAAACCACAAAGGCAGUUGAUGACUGUUUGUUUAAACCUGAUGUUAAUAAAUGUCUUCAGAAAUCAGAGGAAGGGACCAAGGCCUUGGUCCAAAAUACAAAGGAAUGGCCAAACAAGCAUUGCAAUGAUUCCAAGUUUGAAGAGCUUGACCAAAGGUUUUUUGCCGAGGAGUCUUAUGUUUAAAAUCGCCACCUUUGGGACUAAUGUCGGAUCUGCUUAGGGUUUAAUAUCCCAAGAAAUGAACUUUCACAUCGGGGCUACAGAACUCAUCCUGUCAUUAUGGGAAUUAUCAAAGUAACUUCCCCACAUACUGAUAUUGUGAUUAACUACCUUUCCUGGGACCUUCCCAGAUUCUAGGAAUUGUUAAGAGAAGCGCUCAGAUCCAAGACACCAGCGAGUGCAGUAGUGUCUUUGACAUAGAGUCCUCCUCUUGACCACUCGUGUUAAGCUUUGUAGAUGUAAGUCCGUGUCCUUUGUGGUUUUGAUGCAGUAUACAUGGUCAGCAUAGAUUCCAUAACUGUGGUAUUCUACUACUGUUUUGAAACUAUGACGGUUAUAACUUUCAUUGCCCUCAAGGAAGAAGUGUCAUGCUUUGUAUGUUAACAAGGUAACUGUUCAGUAGUUCCAGUCCUCUCCGUCUUGCAGCAAAAGAAGUGACAUUAAAUGUAGACGCUUGUAACUAACAA